Hyla sarda is the source of this 1145-nucleotide messenger RNA. RefSeq names its product sorting nexin 17 (gene SNX17). The record is from RefSeq and is a predicted model, not a curated record. Gene Ontology annotation, cellular component: early endosome. Lineage: Eukaryota; Metazoa; Chordata; Amphibia; Anura; Hylidae. Gene Ontology annotation, biological process: intracellular protein transport; signal transduction. Gene Ontology annotation, molecular function: phosphatidylinositol binding.
GUCCCACUCAGCAAUGGUUCAGGGAGUCCCAACAAGUCAGAGCCCCGUCUGGAGUUGGCCUUCGAGUACCUGAUGAGUAAGGAUCGUCUGCAGUGGAUCACCAUCUCCAGCCCCCAGGCCAUCAUGAUGAGCAUCUGCCUACAGUCCAUGGUGGACGAGCUCAUGGUGAAGAAAUCCGGAGGCAGCAUAAAGAAGAUGUCACGGAAGAGACAGUCCUGCUUGGUGCGGCGGUCCGACAGUCAGCAGGCAGUGAAAUCGCCACCAGUGCUGGAUUCUCCAGACGGGAACAGAGAGCCCAUCGCUAAGUUGUCAAGUAAGCUCAGCUCCGUCAGUCUCCGUGGAAUCAGUAACUCCAGCUCAACCAAUGACGUCAGCGCUGAGGACUUUCACGGGAACUACGCCUUUGAGGGCAUCGGCGAUGACGACUUAUGAAGCUUCGUGUCUCCGGUCCAGGAGUUGCCUUUAGUUUGGACAUUUUGGCUGAGGAGGCUUCAUCUCAGUCUACGGAGACGCGUUCUCCACCAGCAGAAUACGGGAGGAGCUCCGCCGGCGCUGGGGCCCCCGCUACCGACAAUACUCAUAUGUAGCGCUCAGCUUGCACUUAUAAUUCAGAGAUUUGCACAGUGGGGACCAGACCCCCAGUAUUUUUAAUGAAUUUAACCCUCUCCCCGCCAGCACCCUCAGCUGCUCAGUGAAUGAAUGUUGGAUUAGCAAUAUUCUGUAUAUAACAGCAGGACCAUAAGGGGUUAAUACGUAUAGCUAUUCGCGCGCACAUAUCGUAUGUAAUCGCACUUCCCAGUCAUGGUGCCAAAUUCUGACCAAAUGAACUGUUAUUAGGAGCCGGAAGCCGAUCGGCCAAAACGCUCAAGUGCCAACCCCGGGACGUGUCAUAACCUUUUCUAUGCCAGAAGCGGCGUCACGUGAACGGCGGCCAUGUGACCAGAUGUCGAUCAAUUGUACAGAAUGUGAGGGUCGUAUGUUCUGGGUCACAUGGCCUGGUGAAUGUUGGCUGACCAUGUACAUAACCAUGAUUGGUGAAGAGGAGGUCAUGUGAUCAGCCGCUUGUACUUCGCUGUUUACACGUCGAAUCAAUCGGUUAUCCUCCGACAAUAAAUGACCUGUUUACAUUAAAUGGCAUCCAAGCU